GACCCUUCGUCCCGCAUCGUUUCCUCCUCCUUUUUCCCCGUUCGUCCCCUGGAUUGGCGUCUACCCGGCGCGACCCGGACCGAAUCCUAAGUCCGCCUGCCGCCGCCGCCGCCGGCUCCCGUUGGAAACGAGUUUGGAGUAAAGAAACCAACCUUGCAUCUGUGUUCUGUCUGUCUAUGCUGCUUUGCUUUGGAUUCACAAAAAAAUAAGCCUUGCAUCUCACUGACUUGAGAUAACUAUGCCUAAGGACAGGAGCUCCCGCGUUUCCUCUCACGAGAGCCGCCGGGCUCGUGCCUCCCCAUACUUGUCAGCGUCUCAUGGACAGAGCAGUUCUUCACGCCGGUCACAAGAGUCUCCUGCGGCCGCGGCAGCGAAGCAAGCUGCAGAGUGGGAGGAUGUUCGGUGCUCGGUCUGCAUGGACCACCCGCACAACGCUGUCCUGCUGGUCUGCUCGUCGCACGAGAAGGGCUGCCGCCCCUUCAUGUGCGACACCAGCUCGCGGCACUCCAAUUGCUAUGACCAGUACCGGAAGGCCUCCAAGGACUCCUCCAAGGAUUCAGGGACAGAGUGCAGCGAGUGCCAGCAGCAGGUCCAGCUCUCGUGCCCGCUGUGCCGUGGGCCAGUCAGCGACUGCAUCAAGGACUACGACGCACGGAGGUACAUGAACACCAAGGUCCGGUCCUGCACCAUGGAGUCGUGCGAGUUCAGGGGUGCCUACCAGGAGCUGAGGAAGCAUGCUAGGGUGGAGCACCCAGCGGCGAGGCCGAUGGAGGUAGACCCUGAACGGCAGCGGGAUUGGCGCCGGAUGGAGCAGCAGCGGGACCUUGGAGACUUGAUGAGCAUGCUGCGUUCAGGGUUCAACGCCAACGUUGAGGACAACAGCGGCGAACUUGGAGCCACCGAAGAAGGGGAAGAGGAAGCCGCAAGGACUCCGGCCUCCAUAACAAUGGUCUUCAUCAUGCCGUCUAGAGGCUCAAUCAUGCAGUACUUAACAGAACGUAGCAGGGCGAUCAUUCUGGUCAGCCGGAGGCGAGCAAGCAGUGGCAGUGGUGAUGCUGAGGCCACAGCACCAGACAGCGAGGAAGGUGAUGACCCUAUGUUGCCAUCGGCAGAGGCGUCUGCUGGUUCGCAGCGUUCUUCCGAAGAAGAGGCUGACGGUGACCACGCCCAAUGACAGAAGUCAGCUAGCAGGAGGUGUGCCAUGGCCCAUGGCAUCUUCUUGGCCUGAAGAUCCCGACCUGCUUGGUAUGUGAUGCUGUAUGCUGGGAAGAAAACAUGGAUGCAGGUGCCAUCAAGCAAUGGAAAGGAAAAAAAAACAAUUGAGUGGUUGCAUCUAUCUUGUCUGAAUGGAUUUCUUUUUCCAUGCGUUGUAAUUCUCUCUCAUAUAUUAUCAUAUGAAAUAGAUUCGGCCGUAUUUGCACUGCAU
Molecule: messenger RNA, 1426 nt
Organism: Zea mays
Lineage: Eukaryota; Viridiplantae; Streptophyta; Magnoliopsida; Poales; Poaceae
Exons: 2
Coding region: 239-1174 (311 amino acids)
Source: RefSeq, marked validated